AUGAGUCACGAUCAAAGGAUAAAGAACACAGCAGAAAAGAAGCCUAGUGAAGAGAAGGUUACUGAUGGCCUCCCAAAAAAAGAAGUGGUACCUCUAGUGAGCAUUGAGCACCAUAUCAAGAUCCCAUAUUCACAAAGACUCCGCAAGCAAAAUCUGGAUAAACAGUUUGCAAAGUUUGUGGAGGUGUUCAAGAAGCUGCAUAUUAAUAUUCCUUUGACUGAAGCCCUGGAAAAAAUGCCUCGCUACGUCAAAUUUAUGAAAGAGAUCCUGUCUAAUAAGAGAAAGAUGGGAGAAUAUGAAUCCGUAGCAUUAAUAGAAGAGUGUAGUACCAUUGUGCAAAGGAAGCAUCCACAAAAGUUAAGAGAUCUGGAGAGCUUUACCUUACCUUGCACCAUUGGGGACAUUGAAUGCAAGCAUGCUUUGUGUGAUCUGGGUGAAAGUAUAAAUUUGAUGCCACUGUCAGUAUUCCGUAGACUCAGGCUAGGUGAAGCAAAGCCCACAUCUGUCACAUUACAGUUGGUAGAUCAUUUAGUUAAGCACCCUAAGGGGAUUAUUGAAGAUGUGUUGGUAAAAUUCGACAGGUUUAUAUUUCCAACAGAUUUUAUUGUUCUUGAUAUGGAAGAGGAUGCAAAUGUCCCAAUUAUUCUUGGGAGACCGUUCUUAGCCAUAGGGCAAGCUCUAAUAGACAUUCAAAAAGGGGAGUUACAGUUAAGAGUACAAGGUGGCGAAGUAGUAUUCAACGAAGGUGUUUACCGAGUUUUUCGGAAACUAUAA
This is a messenger RNA of Humulus lupulus (European hop), 774 nucleotides long. RefSeq lists its product as uncharacterized. NCBI's taxonomy places the organism in Eukaryota, Viridiplantae, Streptophyta, Magnoliopsida, Rosales, Cannabaceae. The coding region runs from base 1 to 774 and encodes 257 amino acids. The transcript has a single exon. The record is from RefSeq and is a predicted model, not a curated record.